Messenger RNA from Lactuca saligna, 973 nucleotides. Lineage: Eukaryota; Viridiplantae; Streptophyta; Magnoliopsida; Asterales; Asteraceae. The record is from the annotation of a GenBank genome assembly.
CUCCAUCAUUGGCUUCUUCAUAUUUCUAAAACUGGUAUGUUAAGAGAACAAAUGCAAACCAAUUUCUGUUUUUAGAAAGAAAUUACUUUCUAUUGUUAUAUCUUUCUUGAAAUAGAAAGAUAUAGGUCCAUGUAUAUAAUAACAAAUGGGUCGCAAUAGGCUUCCAAUGAAAAGAAUCGAGAACAACACAAGCAGAUUGGUCACAUUUUGCAAACGUAGAAAUGGACUCAUUAAGAAGGCUUAUGAGCUAUCGGUUUUAUGCGAUAUCGACAUCGCUCUCAUCAUGUUUUCUCCAUCCGGUCGCCUUAACCACUUUUCCUGUAAACGAAGAAUAGAAGAUGUACUUAAUCGAUUCGUAAAUCUCUCGGACUCUGAUAGAGGAAGUGUGAUUCAACAUACAGAGUAUUUGUACAGCCUCCUAAGCAAGAUCAGGGGUGAAAAUGAUUUGGCCAUCCAUAUUCCUUGUCCCGAAGCGAUCGAUGCGCAAUCUGAGGAAAUCCAUCAAGAAAUUAGCACCUUGCAUCAUCAAAUUCAUAUGGCUAAGGAACAAUUAAGGAUAUUUGAGCCAGACCCAACGACCUUUACAUCACUUUAUGAUUAUGAAUCGUAUGAGAAGUUACUUUAUAAGACGUUGGACCAAGUUAUACAACGCAAGGGAGAACGUUCAUCAAAAAAUGAGGAUCUCAGUGGCUGGCCUGAAAAUGUUUGUGAUGGUACAAAUCGAAUGAAUGGACAAACCCACCCAAAUAUGUUUACCUCAAGUUCACCUGAAAACACAUAUGAAGUCACUAGGAAUCAAUUGUCAGAUGCAAUGUUUGACCUAUUGCCAAAAUCAACCAUGAGUGAGGAACCACAAAGCAUUGAAGGGUUUCAAGGCUGUAACCAAGAGAGCCUGUGGCAUCAGUCAACUGAUGAGCUGUUAUCUUCUCUUAUGACACAUGAUGUCACUUUCUCAAUGACCAAGGAACAUUAA